Messenger RNA from Mesorhabditis belari, 1053 nucleotides. Lineage: Eukaryota; Metazoa; Nematoda; Chromadorea; Rhabditida; Rhabditidae. The record is from the annotation of a GenBank genome assembly.
AUGUCGAGCAUAAAAGCCCGACGUGCGACGGACGAAGCAACGCGUAAAUUGGUCGAAUCUUCGCAAAUGACAGCGCAGACCAACAAUGGCCUCAAGUACAUGUCGCUUGUGAUUUUGAUCGCUCAAACGACGGCCAUUGUCCUCAUCUUGCGGUUUACACGAACACAGAAGUCAGAAGGACCACGAUAUCUUUCGUCGACAGCAGUCGUUAGUGCAGAAAUUGUGAAAUUGUUCACCUGUAUUUUUGUGCUUUUUGUUAACAGCAGGUGGCGAUGGUCAACAUUUGCAAGCGAAAUUUAUCGGGAUUGCUUCGCCGACAUUAAAGAAACGCUAAAGAUAGCUGUUCCUGCGGUCCUCUAUGUUGUGCAAAACAAUCUUCUCUUCCUGGCACUCUCAAUGUUGGAUGCUGCAACUUACCAGGUCACUUAUCAACUGAAAAUUUUAACGACGGCGUUCUUCUCUGUUUCGAUGCUAAGCAAGAAGCUCAACCCGCUGAAAUGGAUAGCCCUCGUGCUUUUGACUGGUGGAGUGGCUCUUGUGCAGUUGCCAUCCGGGAAUGCAACAAAUAAAACUGAAACUGGCGGAUCGGAUAGACUUAUUGGACUCUUGGCAGUGUUAGCGGCUUGUUUCUCGUCUGGUUUUGCUGGUGUCUACUUCGAGAAGAUCUUAAAGACAAGCAAUGUCACAUUGUGGAUGAGAAAUCUGCAACUGGCCUUUUUCUCGAUCUUUGGCGGUUUCUUCAUGUGCUGGCUUUACGAUAGCGAAGCCAUCGCAACGAAUGGCUUCUUCCAAGGCUACAACAAUAUUAUUUGGGUGGUCGUUUUGCUUCAGGCUUACGGCGGUUUAAUCAUCGCCCUUGUUGUGAAGUAUGCCGACAACAUAUUGAAAGGAUUCGCAGUUUCACUCUCAAUCAUCAUCUCAUCGUUCAUUUCAUGGGCUUUCAUGGGAGAUUUCACUCCUUCUUUAGCGUUUGCUCUCGGUGCUUUCGUUGUGAUCCUCUCGACGUUCCUUUAUGGAUACGAGCCAAAGAAGCCAGCGCUGAUGCAUCACGCC